Molecule: messenger RNA, 3366 nt
Organism: Perkinsus marinus ATCC 50983
Lineage: Eukaryota; Perkinsozoa; Perkinsida; Perkinsidae
Product: Coatomer subunit gamma, putative
Exons: 27
Coding region: 1-3366 (1121 amino acids)
Biological process (GO): intracellular protein transport; protein secretion; intra-Golgi vesicle-mediated transport
Cellular component (GO): Golgi membrane; COPI vesicle coat; endoplasmic reticulum
Molecular function (GO): structural molecule activity
Source: RefSeq, a predicted model, not a curated record
AUGAAUGUUGACGCUAUCAAGGAGAAGGUGAAGGAGGCUCUGAAAGACAACCUCAAGAUGGACACUGAUGGCAAGGAUGAUGGUGUGCACAUAAUGAUACUACAUUCAGGCAACCCAUGGGAAUGUGAGAAGCCUGCGGUUAUACAGGAGACUCGUAUCUUCAACAGCACCCCUAUUGAUACGGUCAAGUGUUGCAAGCUUAUCACUAAGAUCCUCUAUCUGAUCUCACAAGGUGAAGACUUCAAGGGCUCUGAACUAACCGACAUGUUCUUUGGAAUCACCAAGCUUUUCCAAAGCAAUAACGUUAAACUGCGGAGGAUGGUGUAUCUAGUUUUGAAGAAUCUUCACCCUAGUGAGACGGAAGUUUUUAUCGUCACAUCAUGUUUGACAAAGGAUAUGCAGUCAACCAAUGAUUCAUAUCGAGCUAAUGCUAUACGAGUAUUGAGCCGUAUACUUGACCCCAACAUGGCUGCUCAGGUCGAUAGAUACCUCAAGUCAGCUAUUGUGGAUAAAUGUGCAUUUGUCCAAAGCGCUGCCCUUGUAUGCGGUAUGCAACUCAUGAGCACAGUGCCUGAUCUCGUGAGAAGAUGGGUAUCCGAGGUCCAAUCCGCAGCUCAGAAUACCAGUACCCCUAUGGUGCAAUAUCAUGCUCUGGCCCUCCUUUAUGACAUCAAACGCAACGAUCGUCUAGCCCUACAGAAGGUAUUGGGUCAGUUUACUGCCGAUGGACAGGCCCCUCCUAAGAGCCCUAUGGCUGUUUGCUCCCUCAUCCGCUAUACUGGUGCAGCCCUGAUAGCCCAUGAUCAAGAUAUAGUGGUAGAAAGGCAACUCCUCAACUUUUUGAACACAUGCCUGCGACAUAAAUCCGAGAUGGUACAAUUCGAGUCGGCUAGAGCCUUCUUCGACUUGGCUGAUGUCGAGAUCAAGAAGAACCCGCGUCAGGCAGUAUCUAUGGCUAACCAGACCAUCAUAUGCAACGGAGUAUACGAUAUGUCAUCGGCUAUGGCUGUGAUGCAGGUCUUAUUGAAUUCUCCUAAGCCUGUGGUUAGGUUUGCAGCCAUAAGAUGUCUCAACAACCUAGCCAAGACCCGUCCAGGGGUUGUAUCGAGAUGCAAUGGCGAUAUCGAGCCUCUACUAUCUGAUACUAAUCGUAACAUUGCCACCUUGGCUUUGACCACACUGCUUAAGACUGGGCAGGAGGCUAACAUUGACAAGCUCGUGAAGCAGAUACAGACCCUUAUGAGCGAUAUAUCAGAUGUUUAUAAGUUGGAUAUUGUACGUGCGAUCAGAGGCCUGUGUAUACAGUAUCCCUCCAAGCAUCGUGUAUUAAUGGGAUUCCUAUCAUCGAGUUUAAGAGAGGAAGGUUCACACGAGUUCAAGAAGGAGCUUGUCGAUACUAUCAUACUCGUCAUCAGCCAAGUACCUGAGGCCACUGAUCUAGGCCUCCUACAUCUAUGCGAGUUCAUUGAGGAUUGUGAGUAUCCAGCCCUAUGCUGUAGAGUCCUCACCUUUCUAGCCAGCCAUGUACCAUCGACAGAGCAUCCUGAGAAGUAUAUCAGGUUCAUCUAUAAUCGUCUUAUAUUGGAGAAUGCAGUAGUCCGUGGUGCUGCUGUCGAUGCCCUGACCAAGAUAGGCCUAGCAGUGCCUACACUCCGUGGAGACAUAGUAACUCUGUUAGAGACAGCCGAUAAGGAUAAUGAUGAUGAGGUCCGAGAUCGUAUUCGUCUAUAUACUGCUACUAUGAAGGAUGCCAUGUCACCAGUGAGUUCGGAUUCUACAGAGGCUACAGAGGAUCUAGAAGUCCUACUUACUGAGAAGGAAUUACCCUUCUCUAUCGGUGAGCAUCAACAUCUACUCUUGUAUUAUGCUUAUACUCGAUACCGUCUAGAUGCACUCUAUGACAGUAUGCUAGUCCAAAUGUCGGAUCCUACCAUGCAUGAUAAGGAGCUUGACACUAGUAUCCUACCAACACCCGAGGCUUAUAGAGCUCAGAUGAGAGAGAUGGAGAUCGAGCGUCAACAGGCCAUGGAGGCCUCUGCUGCUGUCGCGUCUCAGAGUGCUAUAGCGAGGAUGGGUGGUGCAAGACCUGCUGCUGGGGGUGCCAGUGAGACAGAGGCUAGUACGGGCUCGGGAGGAGGUCGUGCUCCUCCUGGGACUGGCAACGGUGCUCCUGGUGGUGGUCCAUCCUAUGGUGAUACCCAACAGGAGUUCUACCAGGCUCUAGCUCCUCUGAUAUCUUCAUCGGAUCUUGGCCCUCUCCUACACUCGAGUCGAGGUCAGAUGUUGACAGAGCAAGAAGCUGAAUAUCGUGUUAGAGGGAGGAAACAUAUCUUUAAGUCAUAUCUGGUGCUCGAGUUCGUUGUUACCAAUACUCUGGAGGAUGUACAAUUGGAUAACAUAACCGUUAAGUUAAGUGGUGUAGAGGAGACAGGCCUCUUCCAGGAGAUAGGCGAGCUUGGUAUUGCUACACUGGCCUAUGGUGAUAGCGGAUCAGCCUAUGUAGUGUUACAGAAGGUGGAUGGUGGUAUACACUGUGCAAGGUUUGGAGCAUGCCUAGAGUUUACUGUGAGGGAGGAUGGUGACGACAUAGGGUAUAAGGAUGAGUACCCUGUUGAGGAUAUCACCCUUACUAUUGGGGAUCAUAUAUCCCCACGAGGUCUACCUUCUGGACAGUUCCGUCAGGGUUGGGAGGCUAUGCAUGCCCAAGGUGGUGGGGAGACAACAGCCAAGCAUAUCCUGGCCUAUAAAACUCUAGAGCAGGCUAUUAAGGGUAUACAAACAUCCCUUAAUUGUGAGCCUUGUGAUGGCAGUGGUAAUACUAAUACGGCUGCUAGGGGUCAUACCUUACUCCUCUGUGGGACCUUUGCCGGUGGUAUGACUGUAUUGGUGAAGUGCCUCCUUGGUAUUGAUCCCUCUCGUGGAUGCUUAUUGAAGUUGAGUGUACGUGCGAAGAGCCAGGCCGUUACUGAGUUGGUUGCCAGAGCUAUCGAGGAUCAGCUGGGAGCCUCUCAUGUCAUCCUGAGCAUCACGGCAGCAGCAUCAUCAUCAUCAGCGGCUUACAGGGUCUCCUCUCACACUGGUGGUUACCCUCCCCAAGCGUACCUCGGCGGCUCCUCCUCCUCCUCCUCCUCACACAGCGCUGUUGAUGAGUAUGUGAAGUCCCUCUCCCCUAAGGAUAAGCACUACUUAGGGCUGCAUACUAUGGGCCUCUUCGAUAAGACGGAUACUUUCCUACCUCGCCAUAUAGGCAGUGGUCAGAGUGACAUAGAGGAGAUGUGCCGUGUGGUUGGUGCCUCUAGUCUGAAGGAGCUCAUACAGGAGACCAUACCCCGUAUAGCCCUGCCCUGCAGCUAUUCUUCCUUCUGA